Molecule: messenger RNA, 2741 nt
Organism: Oenanthe melanoleuca
Lineage: Eukaryota; Metazoa; Chordata; Aves; Passeriformes; Muscicapidae
Gene: IL18RAP
Product: interleukin 18 receptor accessory protein
Exons: 10
Coding region: 624-2390 (588 amino acids)
Biological process (GO): interleukin-18-mediated signaling pathway
Molecular function (GO): interleukin-18 receptor activity; interleukin-1 receptor activity
Source: RefSeq, a predicted model, not a curated record
GCCCUCUGGGAGCAUGUCCCUUGGAUGAGAGGGAACCAAAGACUGGUGCUCACACAGAACAAGCUUUGAGGGCUUUGCUUCUGCAGAGUUCUCCAGCCUCAGGGGCUCAGUGCUGUUUGCAGCUGCAGCACAUCUUCAGAUUUGGUUUAAUCCCAAAGAAAUCAAAUCAACUCACUCUGGGCCUAUUGACCUUCAAGCUACAGCAGAGCUCCAUGGAUUUUGGGUGCCAUUUAUGCCUGUCUCAGUCUCUUGCUGAUAAGGAUCAUGAGCUGAAGGCUGAUAAUAUUUGGUGUCUUACCUCUCAUCUUAGAGAUCAUGCUCCUAUCAAGGAAGGAAGGAUCUGCAUUUCCACUCCAGAGGUGGAGUUCUGCAUUGCUGUGGGUAUGACCUGGAAAUCCAUCUGUAAGAAAUUCUAUGCAAGGUGUAUUUAGAGAGACUGUUGAAUAAUCUUGUGUGUUAUCCAUCCUGUAUUUCUGUGAAAUAGUGUGAGCAGGAAAAGCACAAUAUGCAGGAAAUAGUGUUUGCAAACUUUUAUAGAGGUACAUGAUGAAAUAUGCAAUUACCUGUUUUAUUGGAUUCUUAUUUACCAAAAAAACCCAUUUUCCUCUUCUACAGAAAGCAAGAUGAUUCCUAAUGAAAAUUUCUCAGAAUGUCAACCAAUAUUGAUACAGAAAGUAAUGCUCAUUUUGUGCUGGAUACUAACACUACUUAUCAGUGGGGUAGAAGUUAGAGAGAUUAACUUGUCAGGAUGUUCCCAUGUUGAACCUCAGAUAUGGUAUCGUGCAAUUAAUGGUGAGGAGUUUGUUCUACAAUGUGCUUUACCAGGUAGAGAUGCUACCAACAUUUAUAACAGCUCACUUCUAGACCAACAUAAGGUGAAAUGGUUCUGGCAUCAGAAAGACAAAGAGACACUGAUGGCUGUCAAGGAAAGCUCAAAUCUGACUUUCCAAGGGGAUGCACUUUGGUUUAAACCAAUAAGGGACAGUGCUUCUGGAGUGUACAUCUGUAAGAUAUGGGGAAAAAUCCCAUGUCUCAAAAUUGUUUUGGAUGUUCAAACAAAGAAGGCAGCAAAAUGUUCAGGUUAUGACACAAAUAUGCUAUAUCUGCUUGCUGGCAGUGGGAAUUCUAUAACCUGUCCUGGGACUAAAUGCUACAGCCACAUAAAAAAGCCAGAUGUGAAAUGGUAUAAGGAUGGUCACCAGAUAAAAUACAGGAAAAGCAGACCAAGCCUAAAGCUUAAGCAGAAUGAAAUCUACUUGAAUCCAACCUAUGACAAAGAUGCUGGAAUAUAUGUGUGUGAUUACACUCUGCCUGACAACAUUACCAAGUGGACAGUGAGAACAGCAGUAACAGUAGAAGUCACUGCAAAAAACACUAUUCAUCCACCAAACCUUUUGUAUCCUAAUGGUGUUGUGAUCCUUGAAGUAGAAGUUGGCAAGGCACUUGAAUUGCAAUGCCGUGUGCAGUUUGGGUUUGAAACAGUUUCUCCAGUGAGGGUAACAUGGAAACGAAACAAUGAAGAGAAUGUAAAUGAGAAAUUGAAUCAGGAAACGAGUGUCUGUUCAGAAGGUUUGAAGGGGCACACACUUCUUCACAUUGCAACUUUGAAAGAAGUUACUGAAAAGGACCUCAGAAGCAACUUCACUUGCUUUGCUGAGAAUUCAGUGGGGAAUGCCACUGCUGUGAUCCAGCUGAAAAGAAAGCAGAGAGUGCUCUUCUUAUAUAUACUAUGCAGUGCCAUUUCUACUCUAUUUGCACUUGUUUUGUGCACUGCCUUUAUUUACCAGCACUGGAUUGAGAUAGUGCUGAUGUAUCGAAGUUAUCUGGUCCACAACAAAAGUACAGAAGAUGGCAAGGAAUUUGAUGCAUUUGUGUCCUAUGCAAAAUUAAACUCUUCUGAAAGUGAGUCUGCUUUAAUUAGUGAGGAGAAAUUUGCCCUGGAGCUUCUUCCAGAUACACUAGAAAAUAAAUAUGGAUACAAGUUAUGUAUUCUUGAAAGAGAUAUUCUUCCAGGAGGAGCAUACACAGAUGAUGUUGUAUCAGCCAUGAAACAAAGCAGACGGGUAAUAAUUAUUUUGAGCCCAGCCUAUGUCAGUGGACCAAGCAUCUUUGAGCUGCAGGCAGCAGUGAACUGUGCAUUGGAAGAUAAAGGCAUCAAACUGGUAUUAAUAAAGUUCCUAGAUUUCCAAGAGCCAGAGACUUUGCCUCCUGUAGUGAAGAAAGCACUUCGGAUUUUACCAGUUGUUACCUGGAAAUCCUCAAGUUCUGCUGCUCCACACAAGAAGUUCUGGAAAUACAUGCGGUACCACAUGCCAGUGAAAAGUACCAAGAGGCUGGAAAAUUGCAGCCUCAAGGGCUUAUCCCAAAGGUUAUUCAGACUGGUGUAUUGAUAGGGGAAAUUUCCCAGGAGAAUGACAUCAGGCUCAGGAAUGGCAACAGGAUUGUCAAAAGCCUUUUCUGUAUCAUCUGACCACUGUCAAUUGUCACUGCAGCCAGCAAUAGCUUGCUCUGAAACAUCCAAAAGGACUGAAGUGUGACAGUGCACAGCAAAACUGGACCACUGCACACAACUGUAAAUGUUUAAAGAUUAAUUUUCUUUCAUUAAUUAAUAUUUUAUUACCAUUUUUAUUUUAUUUAUUAUUCCAUUUUGCUCUGAGUUUGUGACAUACAAUGUUCUUUGCACUGUAUUCCUUUCUGGAAUAUUUUAACACUUAUUUUCUAGAAAAAGAUUAAUAAAAGGG